AGACUACGACUUCCGCCUAACUAUUUCGGGCCACAGCUAUCCACCAAGUCUGAUAGUAUUCAGCAGCCAGGAUCCAAGGCCAAUAGCGCCUACCUCAUUGGGCAGGCUUCCACUAAGCUGGCCAUAUUCCAGACGUGAAAACGAGCAACACAUCGCGAAACUGAGCAUCAUGUCUGAAGCACCAGUUGCUCAGCCAGCGCCGGCGCCAGCUGCUGACUCACCAGCGCCAGCUGCGUCAGUACCAGCGCCUGGCGAGGGUACAUCGGACGCGCCCAAGAAACUCUCACCAGCAGAACUGAAAAAGCUAAAGCAGGCGGAGAAGCAGGCCAAGAGAGCCCAGGCAAAGGCUACUGGAGGGGCACCAAACCAGCAGCAAGGGCCUUCAAAGGACAGCCAAAAGCAGCAAAAAGACUCGAAGCAAACAUCAAAAGACGAAAAGUCAAGACCGUUCCCAACACGGCAGAAACCAGCGCAGGCGCAUGCGUCAUUAGCAAAAGAGCCGGAAAAGAAGUCCAAAAAAGACGCUGGAUCAAAACAAACUGGCCUCUUCUUUGGUCACCUCUACAGCCAGCCCAAGCAGCAAUCGCUUGUUGGCGCCUCAAAGGACGUACAUCCCGCCGUUCUCGCGCUGGGCCUGCAGUACAGCAGCUAUGCCAUUUGUGGCAGUAUAGCACGCAUGGUGGCCAUGCUUCUGGUGUUCAAGACCGUCAUCGAGGCCUACCAAACGCCCCCAGGAAACAGUUUGGCCCGGCAUCUAACCAGCCAUCACCUGGGUCCGCAGAUUGAAUUCCUAAAGAGCUGCAGACCGCUGAGUGUCAGUAUGGGAAAUGCCAUUAGGUGGCUGAAGGAUGUCAUUAUCAAGAUUGAUCCCUCAACCCCUGAGAACGAAGCUAAGCGCGACUUGAUUGAGGAGAUUGACAUCUUCAUCCGUGAGCGCGUCACAGCCGCAGACCGACUGAUCCGCGACUUGGCCGCCACCAAGAUCCAAGCUGGGGACGUAAUCAUGGUGUACGCAGCUUCUUCGAUCGUGGAGCAGACUAUAGUGCAUGCGCACGAUUCCGGCAUCCCGUUCACGGUCAUUGUAGUGGACUCGAAGCCGCUCUUCGAAGGCAAGCAAUUGGCGCGGAAGCUCGCGAACCGCGGCAUCACAGUGCGGUACUACCUCGUCACGGGGGCUUCUCACGCGGUACGAGAUGCCACAAAGGUGUUCCUGGGCGCGCACGCCAUGAUGUCCAACGGGCGUCUCUACUCGCGCGUUGGCACAGCGCUCAUCUCCAUGCUCGCGCAUUCGCAUUCCAUCCCCGUCAUCGUGCUCUGCCAAUCCGUCAAGUUCACCGAGAGAGUCGCGCUCGACUCCAUCGUUGGCAACGAAGUCGCGCCGGCUGAGGAAAUGCUUUCGGAAGCUGAGCGUCGCGAGCUGCUCCCCUUGAAGUCUCGACUGCCCGCGUCCAAGACCGACGACAAGUCCGCUACAGCAGAAGACGCACCCGCAGAUACAGCGGAUGUCCUGAAAUGGAUCGAAGAAGCAAAGAACCUGCAUCACCUCCAGGUCCUCUACGACGUUACCCCCGCACACUACAUCAACAUGGUCAUUAAUGAGUACGGGAGCUUACCGCCAAGCUCGGUUCCCGUCGUCCACCGCCUGAGAACCGAAGAACAAGAAGUCGCGCCUUCAAAGAAGGGCGUACGCCAGACUACCGGUUGGUCAUGA
Molecule: messenger RNA, 1711 nt
Organism: Exserohilum turcica Et28A
Lineage: Eukaryota; Fungi; Ascomycota; Dothideomycetes; Pleosporales; Pleosporaceae
Exons: 3
Coding region: 170-1711 (513 amino acids)
Source: RefSeq, a predicted model, not a curated record